CCUCUCUCUCUCUAUACCUUUCUUGCCCAAGCAGUCAAUCAAGCUGGGAAACUUAAACAGAAAGCGAAGCAAUUAAAGGCCACCACCGCCUUCACUUGUUCCUUUUGGUUAUUUUCCUCUUGCUGUGGCUUAACUUGACAAGAAGAAGAUGCUACGUCGGCAAGGCCGAGGUGGAAAAUUUCUGGAGGAGGUGCUCAUCGUCGGCGGGCUCCUGCUGGUGCAGUGCGUGCUCUCCGGCUACGUGGUCUUCACCGACCACCUGCUCGCCCUCGGCGCCGACCCGCUGGCCGUCGUCGUCGUCGCCGGAGCCGCCUACGCCGCCUUCUGCUUUCCCUUCGCCGUCGCCCUCGAGAGGAAGCGAUGGCCUUCCACGGUUUCGGGGACUCUGGUGGCGCAAUACCUGCUCAUUGCUCUUGGAGGGACAACCGCGUUCCAAGCGCUGAUGCUGCUGGGGAUCAAGAAGACCACGCCGGCCAUCGCAUCCGCCAUGCCCAACCUCAGCCCCGGCCUCAUCUUCAUCGUCGCAGCCUGUUUCAGGCUGGAGAGGUUCGACAGGGCGUGCAAGUACACGCAGGCGAAGAUGGCGGGGACGGUGGUGUGCCUGGCGGGAGCGCUGGCCAUGGGCUUCCUGCACAGCCCAACUUCUACGUCCUCCUCUCUGCAGGCAGCAGCAGGAGGUGGCGACUACUACUACGACUGGAUCCUCGGCUGCUGCUGCCUCGUCGCCGCCGUCACCGUCUUCGCGCUCGUCACCGUCCUGCAGGCCGCCACGCUCGCCGCCUUCCCCGCGCCGCUCACCAUGUGCUGCGCCACCUCCGCGACGGGCGCCGCUCUCACCGCCGUCCUGCGGCUCGUCCUGGAAGGGAGGUUCCUCGGCAUGGGGUCGCCCAGGAUCGACGCCACGCUCGUCGCGGGGAUCGUCGUCCUCGGCGGGGCCGCGGUGGGCGCGUGCAUGGCGUUCCAGGCGUGGUGCCUGGGCAGGAAGGGCCCGCUGUUCGUCUCCGUCUUCGGGCCCGUCCAGACCGUCUGCACCGCCAUCCUCUCCGCGGCUCUCCUCCGCCAAGUCCUCAGCCUGGGAAGCCUCGCAGGGAUCGUGCUCAUGUUCACUGGGCUCUACAUUGUCCUAUGGGCCAAGAGCAACGAGAUCUCGGCUGACGACGAGGAACAGUCGUUGCAGGGUGGCGACGACGCCGAGAAGGCACUCCUAGCCUAGCAAAAUCCAGAGCGAAUAUCACUGCACGCUCUGUAUUUGUAAAAAUGGAAUGGUGUUGGUGUCUACGUACAUACUCGAGAGGAGGAUUUAGAGAAAAAAAAGGACAUGGCUACGUUUGUUCAUAAAAAAAGGAAACAAGAAAAGCACGUCUCAACUAUGCACUUCUUUUAUAUGUGGACUUUCAAGCACGUCUGUGCCUAAAAAAAGAAACAAGAAAAGCACCUUUUGUG
Messenger RNA from Zea mays, 1443 nucleotides. RefSeq lists its product as uncharacterized. The record is from RefSeq and is marked provisional. The transcript has 5 exons. Gene Ontology annotation, cellular component: membrane. The coding region runs from base 149 to 1213 and encodes 354 amino acids. NCBI's taxonomy places the organism in Eukaryota, Viridiplantae, Streptophyta, Magnoliopsida, Poales, Poaceae. Gene Ontology annotation, molecular function: transmembrane transporter activity.